Molecule: messenger RNA, 648 nt
Organism: Corylus avellana
Lineage: Eukaryota; Viridiplantae; Streptophyta; Magnoliopsida; Fagales; Betulaceae
Source: RefSeq, a predicted model, not a curated record
AUGGGCAUUGUCCGUAGAUUAUCAGCGGAAGAUGUCAUGAAAAUAGCGAAAGAAGUGUUAAUCCAAAACCAUGUUUUUGGUCUCUCCCACCAAGAAACCAUUGAUGUGGAACUUGCAUGUCUUCUUUUAGCUUCUGCAGAGAAGGUUGCCAAGCAAGAACAUGAUGAAGGAAGCAGAUUGCUAAGCCUCUGUGAUUUCUUGUCCUCCAAGACAGGAAGCUCAGUUCAAAGAACCGUUCAUUAUUUUACCAAAGCCCUUCAACAGAGGAUUGAUAGAGAAGCAGGGGGAAAUGCAUUAAAGGGCUCGAAGAGUAGUAGUGAAGAAGAAGAGACAAUGGCGUACGGGAAUCUUACCAUCAUUGCAUGUUAUCUUCACCUUCCCUUCAGCCAAAUUACUCAGUUUGCAGGAAUCCAAGCAAUUGUAGAAAGUGUGGCUUCUGUGAAAAGGGUUCACUAUAUUGACCUUGCAAUCAGAACUGGAGCUCAAUGCAUAGUGCUUAUGCAGGCCCUUGCAACUCGCCAUGGAUGCCCAAUCGAGCUUCUCAAAGUAACUGCAAUUGGGAUAUCAUCAAAACAGAGGAUUGAGGAGACAGGGAAAAGACUCGCCCGUUUUGCUGACACUUUAACAUACCCUUUUCAUUCCAAAUAA